AAGUUACCUAACUUUUACACAAAACACGCACUUCCCAUAAGCAUCAGCCUCAAAGGGCUCCAGUUUUCUGUCCCCGUCACAUCUCGGGCUCAGGGAGCAGAGGCACAGACAGAGCCACCGCCGAGGGACCCCAAGGCUCCGAACUGCCAAGAUGCUCCUGCUGCUUUCCCUGGCCGCCGGGCUUGCCCUCUGUGCCUCCGCCGUCACGACAGAGAAAGAAACCCCUCUGAGCCAAGAGUCACUCCAUGACAUCCAGAAGAAAGUCACCGACCUCUGGCAGAACCUGCUCUACCCAGUAACGCCCGGUAACGGCAGCGAGGGGAUGAUUUACGCCGCUUGCGAAAUGAAGCCCAGCUCCAAAAUAGAUGCCGACAAGCCACAAGUGACCGGACAAGUCUUAUUCAGGCAGUAUUACUCACAGGGAAGACUAGAAGCCGUUUUUCACUUGGAUGGGUUUCCCUUGGAUAACAACCAGUCCGGCAGAGCUAUACACAUCCACGAGCUGGGGGACCUCAGCAGAGGCUGCGAUGCUACGGGAGGACACUACAACCCCUUCAGCGUCAACCACCCCCGUCACCCGGGGGACUUCGGCAACUUUUUCCCUAAAGAAGGCAAAAUCAGAAAAUACAAAACCAAUCUCCCUGCCACGAUGCUUGGUCCCUACUCCAUCAUGGGCAGAUCCGUUGUCAUCCACGAGCAGGAAGACGACAUGGGCAAGGGCAACAAUAAAGCCAGCCUGGAAAAUGGGAACGCCGGGAAACGCCUGGCUUGCUGCGUGAUCGGGGUAUGCAGCAAGAACCUGUGGGAAGAGAAACUGCCCGAGGUUACGGACAAGAAGAAGAGAGGCCUUGGCAAACGAGCACAGAACUAGGCUUGGGUGAAGACCAACAAGCCAGCUCCAGCCCGGGCAGCACAAAGAACCUUUAGGCUGUGCCGCCGAGACACACGGGGAAGGGAUUCCCCGUUGCCACUCGCUUGCUCCUCUAAGAAACUCCUAUCACUGUGUAGAGCCCUCCUGUCUGUAAAGCCCAGCAAUAAAAGCAGCAUCAACUCAA
Messenger RNA from Calidris pugnax (ruff), 1055 nucleotides. It is a transcript of the gene SOD3, whose product is annotated as superoxide dismutase 3, extracellular. The transcript has 2 exons. Bases 152 to 871 code for a protein of 239 amino acids. Gene Ontology annotation, biological process: removal of superoxide radicals. Lineage: Eukaryota; Metazoa; Chordata; Aves; Charadriiformes; Scolopacidae. Gene Ontology annotation, molecular function: superoxide dismutase activity; copper ion binding. The record is from RefSeq and is a predicted model, not a curated record.